AUGUUUUUGCAUUCUGGAGCCGGCCUCCAUGGCCACGAAUAUACUACUCAACGCCGAUCUUCCGAAAUAGUACACAGAAAACAAAUCCUUUUGCGAUCCAGCAUGCGACAGCCACUUACCGAGGAGACACGCAGGUUCUCCACGCCCUUUGCUAGCACAGAGCCUCGCGAUGACCAAGAACAAGCCCGUCCGUCCAGCAAUCGCCCAACUUCGCUCCCGAUACAAGCUAGAUCCGUUUCCGAGAGCGCAAGACACCGCGAUCACUCUGUUCGAUUUCGGGAUCAGCCCCAUAUUACUCACUUUUCGACGCCUGUGCAUAGCGAAGAUGAGGAGUCCAUUGCCGAGUCGCAAUUGACGGUGGACAGUGACGUCUCCAGCCGACGUAGACGCAAGCAACGCCUCCCGCGAAAAUCGACAACCUUUGCGCUGGCCCAUCCUGCUCCUGGUGUACGCACAAAACAACGCCGUCUCGUCCAAUUCCGGCCCAAGGUGCUUCUUCAGCUGCAGGAACUGGGCGAAAAGCGCGCUGUUCCAGCAUUCGAUAUUGUCCCAUCUAGUCAAAUCGCGGGAAGCUUCAUCAUACCCGUUCUGGCGAAAAGAUUUCCUAGAAUGUUCAGAGCAAAGCCUAAUCUUGGCCAAAACGACUUGCUGCUGAUGCGCAGCGAAAACUACAACAUCUCGACACCAGCUGUCCCCGGCAAUGAUACAAACGAAGCAAUGGGCGAACGAGAUGUUUUGGCAGUCGUGUCUGUAAAUACCCACGAGGGCACCGACCGUGCAGAACUGACAUUUCGCGAUGGCUCCACGUGGUUUAUUGAGGCCAUUGCGAAUGGUUCAUACGAAAUGAAAAGGGUUGAUGGUUCUUCCGCUCCCAUGAAAGGAAGAUGGGUUCGGCGCCUGACGUCUUUGCGGACGAAUAGUAUGGAAUCUGGCAUCGCUGCGCCAGCGCAACCCAUGCAGGACAAAUGGACGUUCAGCAUCUUGGACCCAGCUGCGCGCCGUCAUCCCAUCAUGGGUGUGCUCACCUCGACGUCGCUGGAGAUAUACGACAACUAUAACACAAUGUCCACCUCGAGCAGCCGCUAUCCUCCCACCAAGUCAUUUGUGAGCGGGAAUGGCUUGCCGCAUGAGGAGUACCAAAGUCCGGCUGCUUCUGUAAUCGCAGAGGAGAGAAAAACUGUGGCAGUCACUGAAUACAACAAGAUGCUGAUGAUGGUCUCAGCUACCUGGAUCAGCCUUCGACAAGCCGGCUGGCCUGCAACGGCAAAUCCGAAAAUGGCUCGUUCCAUGUCGCAGCGCUGUAGCUUGCAGAGCGAUUACCCAAGAGGAUCACUAUCUGAUUCACGGGAGAGCUCAGGAGAAUUCAAGCCUCAAGAUGGUACGAGUCACCAGCGCAGGAAGUCGACGGGUUGCACGCCACAUCCUCAGCCACCGGUUCGAUCGCUAUCUGCAGCCAGCCAUUUCAUGCGAAAGCAGCAAGAACUGCGCCAGCAAGAUUCCUCACAAGCUGGCUCGAUGGACGGCCGCAAUACACCCGACAGCGUCAGCAAGCCUAUUCCACGCAAACGAACAAUGACGAAACUGGCCUCGUGGUUGCGUAAUUGCUUCGGCGGGGACGGAAGCGCACAAAAGCGCAAGACAUGA
Akanthomyces muscarius is the source of this 1644-nucleotide messenger RNA. RefSeq lists its product as uncharacterized. The transcript has a single exon. The coding region runs from base 1 to 1644 and encodes 547 amino acids. Lineage: Eukaryota; Fungi; Ascomycota; Sordariomycetes; Hypocreales; Cordycipitaceae. The record is from RefSeq and is a predicted model, not a curated record.